AUGAACGACACGGACAUUUUCUGUCCAAACAAUUCUACGGACCCGUCAUGUGGAAACGGAACCACUUCGUCCCCGAGCUUCAUCGAUAUCACCACCUUUAUGCACAUUUUCCCGUCCAUUUAUGGCAUUCUGUGCUCUGUGGGGGUUCUGGCCAACGGACUGGUCAUUUACGCGGUGGCUGCGUGCAAGAAGAAAAUGGUGUCGGACAUCUACGUGCUUAACCUGGCCUUGGCAGAUAUGCUUUUCCUGUUGGUCAUGCCUUUCAACAUCCAUCAGCUUGUCAGAGACAGGCAGUGGGUCUUCGGGAACUUUAUGUGCAAGGCUGUGGUGGUGGUGGAUGUCAGUAACCAGUUUACAACCGUGGGGAUUGUCACCGUUCUCUGUAUUGAUCGGUACAUUGCCAUCGUUCACCCCACUUCAGAGCGGCGGACCAUCCAGUGGACUAUAAUCAUCAACAUGCUGGUGUGGAUUGGCAGCUUCCUUCUCACUGUGCCAGUCAUGAUGUACGCCAAAGUCGUACGUCAUGUCAUACGUAAAAAGCAUUUGGAGAUCUGCAUGAUGUAUCUGGACGGACCCGAAGACAUGUACUGGUACACCCUCUACCAGUCCAUCCUUGGCUUCAUCAUCCCCCUCAUCAUCAUCAGCACCUUCUACUCGCUCACGCUUUACCAUGUAUUCAGCUCCAUCCGUCGGGUUAAACGCAAGCAGACCGUGUGGGCCAAGAGAGCCACCAAGAUGGUGUUGAUGGUGAUCGCUCUGUUUCUGAUCUGCUGGUCACCCUACCACGUCAUUCAAGUGAUCAACGUCAGCAACAACUCCCCGACUGUCGCUUUUAUCUACGCCUACAACAUCAGUAUCUGCCUCUGCUACUCCCACAGCUGUAUCAAUCCGCUUAUGUUGCUGAUCUUUGCUCAAAAUUACCGUGAACGUCUUUGUCGCAGGAACAUACUGAACAGUUCCCAGCACUCAUCAAAGGUGACUGUGGUCAAAACAGAGGGUUCAAGUAUGGCCAAUGACCCUAAUAAUCGUUGUACUACCAUUUAA
Nerophis lumbriciformis (worm pipefish) is the source of this 1044-nucleotide messenger RNA. NCBI's taxonomy places the organism in Eukaryota, Metazoa, Chordata, Actinopteri, Syngnathiformes, Syngnathidae. The record is from RefSeq and is a predicted model, not a curated record.